Molecule: messenger RNA, 2044 nt
Organism: Capsicum annuum
Lineage: Eukaryota; Viridiplantae; Streptophyta; Magnoliopsida; Solanales; Solanaceae
Product: WAT1-related protein At3g30340
Exons: 6
Coding region: 229-1131 (300 amino acids)
Cellular component (GO): plasma membrane
Molecular function (GO): transmembrane transporter activity
Source: RefSeq, a predicted model, not a curated record
UGCCUUGGAAAAAACAAUGAUGUGAUGUUGAGAAUCAAUCUCAUAUUCACUCUGCUUCCUUAUGUAUUACUAUAUAUGCUGGAGCUUAUGUGUCUAUGCACCAAAUGUGGCUUCCCAAAUAAGAAAGACUGUAGGGUGGGCUCACUCACAUACUGGAUAGGUGACUCAGAAUUAUAGUCCUAGUUUCACUCCCUUAGGAAAAUCAGAAAGGACGGUGAGUUGUUAAAAAUGAAUUUCUUUCAGAAAUGGAAGGCAAUUGCUGUAAUGAUUUUUGUUGAAUUUGCUCUGGCUGUUGUAAAUGCUCUAUGCAAAAAGGUUCUCAAUGAAGGAGUGAAUCAAUUGGUGAUCACUACAUACAGGUUAUCAAUCGCUGUGAUUGUCUUAACCCCCAUCGCAUGUUUCCUAGAAAGGAAUUUUAUAUCACAUUUGACAGGUCGCGUUGUCUGUUCUCUGUUUUUCAGUGCAGUUUUGGGGGGUACGUUCACUCAAAAUUUCUUCCUGUUUGGACUAAAGUACACCUCAUCAACAUUUAGUUGCGCAUUCAUCAAUAUGGUUCCCAUCAACACAUUCAUCAUGGCAUUAUUACUUGGGCAAGAGAACCUAAACAUGAAAUGCAAAAGUGGGAGAGCGAAGGCAUUAGGAACCUUAUGUUGUCUUGGUGGAGCCUUAGUACUAACUCUAUACAAAGGAAUGCCAUUGAUAAAUCAGUCAGCACCAGAAGUUGAAGUGAACCACAAUAUAAAGAGUUGGAUUUUUGGUUCAACGUUUCUAUUCGCUGGGAGCGUCGCUUGGUCUUCGUGGUUCCUCAUACAAGCUAGGAUUGGGAAGGAAUAUCCUUACCAUUAUUCAAGCACAGCAAUAAUGUCAUUGCUUGGAGCCAUUCAAUCUGCAAUCUUGAGCUUGAUUAUUGACAGAAACACAUCCACAUGGUUUCUCAAAGGAACUUUAGAGAUCUCAACUGUCAUAUAUGCUGGAGUGGUGGGAUCAGGUUUAUGCUAUGUGGUCAUGUCAUGGUGUGUAAAGCAAAAGGGUGCAGUAUUCACCUCUGCAUUUUGUCCUCUCAUUCAGAUUUUUGCUGCUGUGAUUGAUAUCUCCAUACUUCAUGAACAAAUUCACCUUGGAAGGAUCUAAAGAAACAUCUCUUGAGGAAUGCUCUCUUUUCUCUGUUGAACCACAUUUCUGCGAAGGACCAGAAUAUGGUGAAACAUUGUCUGGAACACUAUUAUUCUUGCAAUAGGAUUCUGAUAAAUAGUCAUCAACUUUAUCAUAAUUUGACAUAUCAUCGUAAUCAUCCAUCCCAUCAUCUCUGUCCUUCUGAUCUUUAUGAAAUAUGAGGUCUGAAUUGGAAUUAUUGUCAUUGCCAGAGUCUGGAGAUCCGAAUGUGGUCCCAGCUACAGUAUGUGGAUUAUCCUUAGUUAUAGCCUCCUUAUUGUCUUGAAGAUUUUGAGGACUUUCUUGAGAAGUGAUUUGUUCGAUUUCAACAUCCAUUGUAGUGCAACAAUUUUCAAUUUUUCCAAAAUAAAAAAUAAAAUCGUCAUCGUUGUGCUUGGUGGUCACAAUAACCUGCUCACAAUGACUUCUUCGACAAAAUUGCUCUGAAUUUGAGUUCCAAUCCAAAGGAAAACUUAUUUUUAUCAUUUCAACUGUAAUCACUUCUUGGCCACUAGAAUCAGAAACAACAUAUUUUUUUUAUCUUUGAACAGUAAGAUAUAAUCUUGUUCUAGCAUUUGACCAAUACUCAAUAGAUUUUGGUCAAGAAUUGGUCAAGAUCAGGUACCGACAAAAUAUCUCGAAUAAAUUUAGUACUUUUGGGAUCUUUAAUUGCCACAGUUUCUUUACCAACAAUCUCCAACGUGGGUUUAUCGGCUAACUUGACACUACCUUUGGCAGAUUCCAAUUUCAUAAAAAUUCUUGUUUGCUGGUCAUGUGUAGAGUCCAACCACUGUCCAAAAACCAUGUGUUUUCGUCAUUCAAUCUUGUUGCUUCCAUCGCCAAAAACACAAACUCCUUCUAUUCUUCAACUUCUGAAACGUUGGCUUUUUGA